Aureobasidium namibiae CBS 147.97 is the source of this 1158-nucleotide messenger RNA. RefSeq lists its product as uncharacterized. NCBI's taxonomy places the organism in Eukaryota, Fungi, Ascomycota, Dothideomycetes, Dothideales, Saccotheciaceae. Bases 1 to 1158 code for a protein of 385 amino acids. The record is from RefSeq and is a predicted model, not a curated record. The transcript has 2 exons.
AUGUACGCCAGUGGAGGCAUACGCUUGCUGACCAAGAGGCUCCAAAUCCAUUCAGCCAUCCGAUUGCAUGCUCCAUACCGAUUCGCGUCGUCGCGCAGCCAGCAGAAGAACGAGGAACCCAGAGGCGGCACCACGACACCUGUGCCGGACGAGGCCUCGGUUGUCGUGUCAAAGUCAGCAUACUACUUCGAGGCCGGCUACGGUCUAUUCGCCAAACGACCAUCUCGCCCCUUCCCGCCGCCCUUCUUAUCUCCUCCGUCGGGCUCCUUCUCAGAUCCUCUUAGUACCCAUGACCGAAGCCGCGACCGUCGCCCGUCUGUCAAUGGCGACAUGAUCCGAGGCAUCACCAACGGAGAUGAUGCUGUUCUAGUGAGCGACAACUUUAUCGGCGCAAACGACGGCGUAGGAGCAUGGGCUAGUCGUGAAAGAGGACACGCUGCCUUGUGGUCGCGACUCAUACUGCACUUCUGGGCGCUGGAAGCCGAGAAGGAUGUCUACGGAGACGAUUCGGAGCCGGACCCCGUCAAGUACCUUGAAAAGGCCUAUCGACAUACCAUAGACGCAACUAGUAAACCCAACGAGUGGCUCGGCACUACCACUGCUUGCGGCGCUCUCCUACACACCGACACCAACACUAAACCAGCUCAUCCUAUACUCUACGUAACUCAACUAGGCGAUUCGCAGAUACUCGUCAUACGGCCAGAAGAACGCGAAGUCAUCUACAAGACUACCGAGCAAUGGCACUGGUUCGACUGCCCACGCCAGCUUGGCAGCAACAGUCCCGACGUGCCCGAAAAAAACGCCGUCAUGGACAAAAUCACAAUCGCAGAGGACGAUAUCAUUCUCGCAAUGUCUGACGGCGUCGUGGACAAUCUUUGGGAACACGAAGUGGUUGAUAACGUCCUACAAAGUAUGGAGAAAUGGAAGUCUGGCAGUGUUCCUCAGGUCAUGCGCUCAGACGAACAGAGCACGUAUGCAGGAGGCAUGCAAUUCGUUGCCCAGGAGCUUGUAAAGGCAGCUCGCACUAUUGCCCAAGACCCCUUUGCAGAGAGUCCGUACAUGGAACGCGCAAUCGAAGAAGGCCUCUCCAUAGAGGGCGGCAAACUCGACGAUAUCAGUGUCGUCGCAGCUGUUUGCAAAAAGCGGAUAGGCAGAUGA